AUGCGCUUCCUUUCCCUAAGCCCAUUCCUCGCCCUGCCCGCUUUACUGGUCGCAGCCCAUCAGCCAAAUGACGUACCGCCCGAUCCGUCAUACUACGAUGCACCGACCGCCAUAAACCGCGGCCACGAAGCUCCCCUCGAUGCGCAAAAGGUUCAGCAAGAUCCAUGGGAGAAUGGACCGUUAGUGCAGCAAUGGCGAAAAUGGGUUCGGCGACAAGAUACGGACUCGUCGGAAACGACGGAAACAAAAUCGGAGAGUCGAAAGACCGAAGAGACCACGCAAGACGAACCGACCACGACGGAAGAAAAGACCACCACGACGGAGGACAAGCCUACAACGACCGACGAGCCCACGUCCACGACCGAAGAGUCUACAACACAAGAAACAACGACCCAGGAAUCCUCAUCUACCGUCGAGUCAACCUCGACCGAAUCCUCCAUCUCCUCCACCUCCUCAUCAAGCAGCAGUAUCACCGCCACCGAGCCCGGCGCGUCCUGCUACAGCACAACAGUCUCAACCACCGUCGUCUGCUCCAUCACAACCGACGGCCGCACCGAAAGCGCAUCGUGCAUCACCAACCGCAUGACGUCCAGCACCUGCUCCCCCGGCCUCUUCUGCACGAUCCACCCCGACUCUGGCGCGACAGUCUGCAUGGAGCAGCAUAACGAGAUUGGAACGGAGGGUAUUGUCGUAGCGACGUUCUUUGGGGCGUGUAUUGCGGGGUGCAUGGCGGUUUUGGUGGGGAUGUGUUUGAGGGAUAAGAGAAGGGAGAAGAAGUGGCAGAGUAUUCAGCGGGUGAGGACGCUGAAGCAGGCGAAGAGGGCGGAGAGGACGAAUUUGAUGGCUCCUGUGACGCCUUGA
Messenger RNA from Fusarium fujikuroi IMI 58289, 861 nucleotides. RefSeq lists its product as uncharacterized. The transcript has a single exon. The coding region runs from base 1 to 861 and encodes 286 amino acids. NCBI's taxonomy places the organism in Eukaryota, Fungi, Ascomycota, Sordariomycetes, Hypocreales, Nectriaceae. The record is from RefSeq and is a predicted model, not a curated record.